CUAACUUCACAAGUUUUAUUGAUGUUGAUUGAUUAAUUUGUAUCUUGUUUGUUGAAGAACUGGGCAAUCUAUGAAGCGGUCUUAUUAAUUUGUGGAACUUUUCAAGUGUUCCAUUAAAUUAUAAAUAGUGUCGUAAGUUUGAGUGCUAAAAAAUGUGUGGAGGAUUUACUUGUUCUAAAAAUGCCCUUAUUUCAUUAAACGUUCUUUACAUUUUAGUAGCCUUUGUAUUGACUGGUGUUGCUGUAUAUGGAAGGGCAGCAUCUUUGGUGACCAAUUUGCCCAUUGUGGGAGGCAUUCUAGCAUGUGGAAUAAUACUUUUUCUAAUUUCUUUACUUGGACUGGUUGGUGCAGUGAAGCACCAUCAAGUUAUGUUAUUCUUUUAUAUGGUAAUUCUUUUCCUUUUGUUUUUAAUCCAGUUUUCAGUUGCUUGUGCAUGCUUGGGGGUUAAUAUGGAACAACAGCAGCAAUUGGCAGAACAGGGUUGGGGACGUGUUGAUAACAGCACGAAAGCUAAGGUUCAGCAAGUGUUCACUUGUUGUGGAUUUGAUAAGGAAAUUAAAUCAAACAACUCUAAAAUGGGACAUCCAAGUUGUGAGUCAAUUGAGCCAAAAUGCUGCCCUGAUCAUGAUCAUAAUCCCACCUGUGAAUGUGACUCUUGUAUGAAUAAGCUACAGAAGACAAUUAAUUAUGCUUUUAAACUAUGCGGUUGGAUUGGACUUUUCUUCAGCUUUACUGAGUUUUUGGGUGUUUGGUUAACGGUUCGCUAUCGUAACCAGAAAGAUCCUAGAGCCAAUCCGAGUGCUUUCCUCUAGUUUCUUCUCAUCUAAUAAACUUGUGAUUGUAGGCCUGAUUCUCACAAGGCAUUACCGUAAUUUAACAGAUCCAAAGAAAGAGAAGUUAGCAAGAGCUGUCUUUCCAAGCCAUAAUUUCACGUAUUAGUCUAGUCGCUUUCAUGACCCUCUUUGACCAAAGAACAACGCAGUGAUAAACACUACUAUUUUAUCUUAUAUACAAUUAAUUAACUAAUUUAUUAUCUUAGGACUGCUCUUUAUAUUAUGUUUUUUGUCUGAUAAAAUAAAUAUAUACAUAAUCGUAGCCUGUAGUCGUGUAUAUAGGUGCUAAAAACUCAUAUACACAUAAAUUAUACGAGAAUAUUGUGAUUUGUGUGAUAGUAGUAAAAUUACCCUAUCUUCAAAUAUAUUUAUAUGUGUAUGUAGAACAAUUAAGUAGUAACUGUUCAGAGAAACUUGAUUGAAAUGUAUUUUUGUAUAUUUUGUUAAGCACUAAAGUAAGUGCUUAUAAUUUUGCGUAAAUUCUACAUUUUUCUGUGAGGAAAGACAAAUAAUAUAAUUAGCAAAAUCCUAUAUACUAAAGAAUUCAUUUAAAUGUAAUUAAAUUACUACAAAAGUAAAAUAUAUUAUGUAGUACACAUAAAUUUUUUGUUUUUCCGUUUUUAAUGGAUUCUAAUUCAUAUGCUCUUUAUAAUAUGUAAACCGGUGCUGUUAUUUAUUUUUUAUACCAUCAGUAAAUGAAAAUAGGUGAAAGUAAGAAAUUCGUAUCUCCUAAUAGAAAAUAUAUUAGUCGAUUUAUUCAAUAAAUGCAAAUGUACGUAUAGCUGUUUCUAUUUUACUCUAUUGCAUUUGUUAAUUUUGUCUAAUGCAUGUAAAAUAAAUUAUCUUCUCUUCUUGUUACUAACUUUGGCCAAUGUAACAAAGUUUAAUAGCAUCGGCUCAAUAUUAGUCUCAAUUUUAAGGGAUUAUUUUUUAGCUUCAGGCAUUUAAUAUUUGAAAGUUUUCAGGACUUUUCAAUAAUUUUGAUUUCUUACAUUGGUCAAUGAGAUCUUCAGUUGUAAUACCUUCCAUAAUAUUAUAAUUCAAUUAAUUAUAUCAAUGUGAACAUUGUCUACCUAUUUGUGUUCAGUAAUAAAAAAGACAUGAGUAUGUUAACAGAAAUUAUAAAAAGUUGAUUUUUGAUCGUCUGGACAAAUAAUUACAUAGUUUUGUAGAUCUCAUUCUUAUUGCUCAAGAAAAUCUUCCUGACUUUGUGGUGUGUAUUUGAAAUUGUUUUUGUUUAUGUGCAAAAUGUAAUCCAUACAACUGAUAAGAAUUAAUAUAUUGUGCAAAUUUUUUGUUGAUAAUAUCGUAAAUUAGUAGCGUAUAUGUAGAAAUGAGGCUAAAUAAAUACGUAUGUAGCUUGUAAAUAAUAAUAAAGUGUCUGACUGAUAA
Molecule: messenger RNA, 2225 nt
Organism: Agrilus planipennis (emerald ash borer)
Lineage: Eukaryota; Metazoa; Arthropoda; Insecta; Coleoptera; Buprestidae
Product: tetraspanin-31
Exons: 7
Coding region: 153-812 (219 amino acids)
Cellular component (GO): membrane
Source: RefSeq, a predicted model, not a curated record